AAAAAAGGUUUUUCAUCAGUUGAAUAUAAAAUUUCUAGACGAUCAGAGGUCUUUAGUGCGUUUUUUGUAACGCAAUUGCAAUAACUGAAUACAUUUCAUUUUCAAGAUUAAUUUUACACGUGCACCAAGUGACUUUUUUCCGUUGGUUAAAAAAAAAUAUUUUGAUUACACAUAAUUUACUAUUUCAUACGGUCCACAACCACGUCGUCUAUAAAAAGAUUAACGUUUUCUCCUUCCUGGACCUAAAAUCAUGAAAACAAAGCGUACUUGGGAUGUGCGAGCAUCAAAAAUCGCUGCCAACACCGUAAACCCUAUCCGAUCAAUCGUAGAUAACCUUCAUAUCAAUCCAAAUCCAGAGAAGCCCGUCAUAUCUCUCUCAAUUGGUGAUCCAACUAUUUUUGGAAAUUUAAAACCAUGCGAAGAAAUCACAUCAGCAGUCAUCGAAAGCGUCACUUCUAUGGAUUACAAUGGAUAUGCACCAUCAACCGGAUAUCGGGAAUCAAGAAUUGCAGUGGCUGAAUAUGCUUCAAGAGAAAAUGCAGUUCUCGAACCAGAAGUUAGUUAUACUUUUAUGGAUGUCAUUCUCACAAGUGGUUGUUCUCAUGCUUUGGAAAUGUGCAUUAUUGGUUUGGCUAACCCAGGCCAAAAUAUUUUGAUACCUCGACCUGGAUUUUCAAUUUACAGAACUAUUGCCGAGUCUAUGGGCAUUGAAACAAAAGCAUACGACCUUUUGCCAAAUCAUGGAUGGCAGGUGGAUUUAGCCCAUCUUGAAAGCCAAAUCGAUAGUCAAACAGUUGCCAUCAUCAUUAACAAUCCUUCGAAUCCCUGUGGUUCUGUAUUUCCAAAGUAUCAUUUAGAAGCCAUUUUGGGUGUAGCUGCCAGAAGAUGUGUGCCAAUAAUUGCAGAUGAAAUUUACGAAGACUUUGUUUUCCGUGGACAAGUGUUUUAUCCCAUUGCGUCUCUAUCGACUGAUGUUCCAAUUCUGUCUUGCGGCGGAUUAACAAAAAAAUUUCUUGUGCCAGGAUGGAGAAUGGGUUGGAUUUUAAUUCAUGAUAGACAAAAUAUAUUUGGAAAAGAGGUCCGCCGUGGACUACAAGCAUUGAGCCAAAGGAUCAUUGGAAGCAAUACUAUUGUACAAGGAGCAUUGCCUGCCAUUUUAAGGGACACUCCAGAAACAUUUUUUGAAGACUGCAUUGAAAUCGUUCAGAGAAAUGCAGUUCUGGCCUAUUCUAUUAUCGCAGAAGUACCAGGACUAAAGCCUGUUAUGCCAGCUGGAGCUAUGUACAUGAUG
Molecule: messenger RNA, 1291 nt
Organism: Parasteatoda tepidariorum (common house spider)
Lineage: Eukaryota; Metazoa; Arthropoda; Arachnida; Araneae; Theridiidae
Source: RefSeq, a predicted model, not a curated record